AUGGCGACCACAGCGACCAGGCAAAUAAAGUCAUCCAACUCAGCGAACAUUCUGAUGUGCAAGCAAUGGUGGAAGGUGUGCUGGAUGUACGGAGACCAGGAGAAGUACUACAGGCAGCUGUACGGGAGACGGAAGGUACACCCGACCACAUACUACGACGACACGAGGAGCGAGGGGGCGAGGGCCACGGAGCUCAGCGAGGAGUUCUUUGAAGAAUACAGCAACCAGGACCCGGCUCAAGACGAGACGUGCCAGGAUAAAAGAUGGUUCGGAGUGGAGUCUGAACCGAUAUAUGGCUUUAAUAGAACCUGGACCAGAGACCAAAGACGACGACCGAUACAGAACUACGACCAGGACGAACUGGAGGGUGAUGCAGGGAGAGGAGACACGAAUACACCUGGCAGAAGAAAAGAUAUACACAGUGAUACGAAGACUACUGAUAGGAGAACUGGGAGAACAAGGAAGAGUGAGACUGAGUUACCACAUGAUGGAAAGACCUUCCCCACGAAGAUACAAAGACCUGUCAAACCAGCGAGGAAAGUGGAGAAAGACAUCCUGCAGCCGCUACAAGAAGAAGAGAGAGAGAAGAGGAAGAGUCCGCAGACUGAGAGGUGUUGUAAUGAGUGA
Molecule: messenger RNA, 627 nt
Organism: Danaus chrysippus (African queen)
Lineage: Eukaryota; Metazoa; Arthropoda; Insecta; Lepidoptera; Nymphalidae
Source: the annotation of a GenBank genome assembly